CAGCGUCGUCUCAAAACGUUGCGUAAUGGCCGUUUCCGUCUUCCGCAUUUUUUUUUUCCGCAACAACCGGGAAAGGGGCUGGCGCUCUUGAACGCUCUGUGGUACUCCUCAUUGUGCGCCUGAGGAAAACGUCGCAAGGUUCCGCCGACGUCGCUAUGAAAUGGCAGAAAGUGUUUGUGUCACCCAAGCUCAAAGAUUAGGUUACGCCGAAGCCACACAUGUAUAUUGCCGGGACCCCGGCCUGUUAGUUUGAGUGCGACCGGAGCGCCUCCCACGAAGGCUUCAAGUGUAUUUUUGUUGGGUCUCCAAAACCGCCCAGGUUUUGUCUCCGGCGGGCAGCGAACGGCAACUGCGGGUCGACACUGUUGGAAUUAUCCGGAGAGUGUUGAGCAUAAUCCUCCACUUGGAUGGUCAGUCACAGUCCAAGGCGAAACAAUGAACCGCAACAAGCGUGAAAAGGAGUACUACAGUAUAGAUGUGGGCGACUCAACUUUUAUGGUUUUAAAGCGCUACCAGAACCUCAGACCCAUUGGAUCCGGAGCACAGGGAAUUGUCUGUUCGGCUUACGACCACAACUUGGAGAGGAACGUCGCCAUCAAGAAGCUGAGCCGACCCUUUCAGAAUCAAACUCAUGCAAAACGAGCCUACAGAGAACUGGUGCUCAUGAAAUGUGUCAACCACAAGAAUAUAAUCGGUCUAUUAAAUGUAUUCACACCACAGAAGACACUGGAGGAGUUCCAAGAUGUAUAUCUCGUUAUGGAGUUGAUGGAUGCUAACCUCUGCCAGGUGAUUCAGAUGGAGCUGGACCACGAGAGGCUGUCCUACUUGCUCUACCAGAUGCUGUGUGGAAUCAAACACUUGCAUGCCGCUGGAAUCAUUCAUAGGGACCUGAAACCAAGUAACAUAGUGGUCAAGUCAGACUGCACACUUAAGAUCCUGGACUUUGGCUUGGCUAGGACAGCUGCCACAGGACUCCUCAUGACGCCCUAUGUGGUCACCCGCUACUACCGUGCCCCUGAAGUCAUCCUGGGCAUGGGCUACCAGGCUAACGUUGAUGUCUGGUCUGUUGGCUGCAUCAUGGCUGAAAUGGUCCGGGGUAGUGUGUUGUUUCCAGGCACUGAUCAUAUUGACCAGUGGAAUAAGGUGAUAGAACAGUUGGGGACGCCAUCUCAGGAGUUCCUGAUGAAACUCAACCAAUCGGUGAGGACCUACGUGGAGAACCGACCGCGGUACGCCGGCUACAGCUUCGAGAAGCUCUUCCCUGACGUUUUGUUUCCGGCAGACUCUGAACACAAUAAACUGAAAGCAAGUCAAGCCAGAGACCUGCUGUCAAAAAUGCUGGUCAUAGAUGCUUCAAAACGGAUUUCUGUGGAUGAGGCCCUCCAGCACUCAUAUAUCAACGUCUGGUAUGACCCCACUGAAGUGGAGGCGCCACCACCAGCGAUCACUGACAAGCAGCUGGAUGAGCGGGAGCACACGGUGGAGGAAUGGAAAGAGUUAAUAUAUAAAGAAGUCUUGGACUGGGAGGAAAGGACAAAAAAUGGUGUUAUCAGAGGACAGCCAGCAUCCAUAGGUGCAACAGUGAACAGUGACCCCCAGCAGCAGCACCAGCACCCCUCCUCCACGCACUCCCCCGCCCACGACGCCUCCACGUCCACGGACGCCGAAACAGGCGGAGUGCUGGGCCGCUGCAGGUGACCAUCAUGUAAAACACCUCCUCUUGCUCUUGCUCUUGACUGUCUUCAAAAGACAGAUCUUUUUUUUUUUUUAAGUUCAUUUGAGUAAACAAUCUCAAGGCAAGAGCUGAUUUUAUCGAUUUCACUACGGCAUGGUUUGUAAAAACCAGACUGUGAUGACCUAAAUGUGUUUUAAUGUGGAAAGCCUGUAAGCUACUGUUUUGACAAGCUGUCACAUCAACAUCCGGUGACAUUGUACAGUUUUGACACUAGAUCGUCGGUAGUUAAUUGGCACUCCCCUCGUCUGUCAUUCAAAAAUUAUUCAAGGCUGUAGACAUGUUGUUUCGAUGAAGUGGAACCUCCAAAGUCAAACGCAAUCAGGCCCACUGGACUGUUUGGCUUCCAAGUCGUCCUCCUUUCAAAACAACCCCCCCCCCCUAAAAAAAAUAUGUAAACAAAUUGUACUGGCCCUAGUGUAUAGACAAUCAUUAAAUAACGUUAACCACUAUAAUAUAACAAUGAUAAAGUAUAACUCCUUUCGUUCACCCUCAGGAAGGUGUUUCCAGAGCAAUAUUGUCAUUUAAUGGAUUUUUUGGAAGUAGAAAGUAAUGUGCACAUUUGCGUUUCAUAGAUUAUCAUUAUUAUUAUUAUAAUGGCGGAAGGACGGAACUACGUUGACAUGAGUUGUGGAGCUUCAUUUAGAUAAAAGUAAUGCUUUGCAGAUUCACACAAUUUGCGGCUGGCCUCUGUCUGUUCCUACACUGCAUUAAGAUCAUUUGAUUGGUAAGGUAUAAUUCAAUUUUAAUUACGUGUAUUGCUUAUUUUACCAAGCAGCCCCACUAUUUUUACGCACUCUACGCAAAAAGAAAAAGCUAAACACAUCCAUUGAGAUGCUCACUGAGUCAGUCUUACAAAGUUUGCUUACUUUACAGGUGCAUAUUCCCCGAUUGUUGUUCCAUUUUGGAGGUUUCCACUGUGUGUGUGGAUGGAGGGUGUGUACAUGGCUCUAGUGUGACAAUGGUCAAAGUGUUGCACGCAAGAAUGUUUCCGUUGACAGGUUUUCAGGAUUUAGAACGUGUGACGAUAUGUUUUUUUUUUUAUGUGAAAAUGGAGAGGGAAAACAAAAAUCCCAUCAUUAGUAACUUUUAAUACCGUUGUGUGUUCAUGAUGUCCCUUCAGACGGCUGCGGCUAAAAAGAAACCAAGAAAGUUGCAUGUUUAAACAGCAGCACAGACAAAAAAAUUAAGAAGAAAUGACACUCUUACUUUAUGCAAUAAUGUUGUCCUUUGAAGUGUUUGUACUCAAGAGAAAAGUGCCUGUUGUACUGUAACGAGUCAUUUGUGUUGUUUUGAAGGCAUCUGGACAGGUAACAGUAGUUUCCAUGGAGAACCACUAGUCUGUGAAAAAAAAAAAAAAUGCAUUUGUAUAUUUUUCUACUUUGUUUUCAUUUUGAACCUCUGGGGACACCGUAGGUGACAAUGUGUCUGAGGCAGGGCAGUGUCACCAAGGUCUUUCAUCAAAGUUUAACAAUCAGCUCCCUUUACUUUCUCCGUGAGACGACAUUGCUCUUAUGAUAUUAGUAGGGGGGAAAACGGAUGCUGGAAUAGUUUGCUUAGCUAAACAAGCGUGGAUCUUUUCAUGUGAGGCGUGUCCAUAUCUUUUAUGAUUUUAUAUUGUUCCUUUUUUUUUAUUUUGGAAAGGUGCAGAAAACAUGACAGAAAAAGAGUCUUUUCCUCUAGUGCGUACAUAGCUAGUUCCUGAAUGCUGCUUUGGCAACAUGGUCAGUUCUUUUAAAUAUGUCAAGAACUACUGUAUGAUGGCUCCUUAAAAAAAAAAAAAAAAAAGAAUACAAAUCUGAACUUUACUUUGGCUUGCACCAGCAAACUGUUUAAGGUUGGAGAGCAAGUUGAACAACUCUUGUGAUAUACAAUAACAGAUCACCAGCACGUCUCUAAAAUGUAUUUUUUUAAGAUAUCCUUACUAAGUUUUUCAUUUUUUUUAACACAAGUAGAAUAUGGUAAAAAAAAGUUCAUCAUAUUGAUAGUUCAAUUCAAAAAGUAAAUUUAUAAUUUUUGUAUACAUUAUAAAUGUGUUCGUUUUGCAGCUGCUAUCUAAAAAGAAAUGUUUAUGAAAGCACUUUUGGGUGUACAUCAGGCUACCAUGAAAAAAAAAAUAUAUAUAUAAAAAUAGACACACACACACACACACACACACACACACGUAUAUAAAUAAUUAAUUUGGAGAUGGGUCCCUUACAGAAAUAAACUAACCUACAUACACUGAUGCUGAAGUUAAGUCAAAAUUCCAGGACAUAUUUUUAUGAAAAAUCUAAACUAAUUCCAACCCCAAACAAUUGAAAUGGUGCAACCCAAAUUGAAGUCCAGAUGUUUGAAGUGUAAUCUGUGCUGUAAUGUGCUUUGCUUUAAGAUUUCUUCUCGAGCAAGGCAGGAAAGUUUUUUUUUUUUUUUUUUUUUUUUUUUUUGACUGUUAUUCUCCCUGAAAACAAAUCACUAUUAUUUUGAAAGUGCUCUUAAUUUUCCCCGCGCAGCUUUACAGUUGCAAUCCAAUCGGGUCUCCGGUCUCAGCUCUUUCCGAAUCACUUAUCUGUCUGCUUUGAUGAACUACCUCACGCUGAGUUUCUGCCACUUUUUGCGUCGUCGUCGCUCGCCUGCAUGACAAGACAUGUGAAUAACAAAUUCCAUUAUUAUUUAUUUAUUUGACUGAGGGGGAGGGAAAAAAAGGUGUACUGUGUCACAUUCAAAUGAUUUUGUACAUAAUGUAAAGUUCACCUACCAGUGAGAGGAGAGUCCUAUGUAUUUUCUUUGUUGUUGUUGUUUUCAAACUUAAAUGUGCAAUACCUUCAGCAAAGUGGGCUCUGUUAGCGUCGCCUGAAGGUACUCAAAAAGUGUUGGUACUGUCAAACCCCCCCGACCCCCCCCCCCCCUUUUUUUUUUAGUAUGAAUAAGAUCAAUUUGAAGUCUUCAGUCUUACCUGCUUGACAGAUUGUAGGCUGCGGAAAAAAGACCAACAAUGAUAAUAAUAAUAAUCAUAUCAUAUAUAUGUAUGGUGCUGGUUUGGACUUGUUUGUGAGUGACUCCAGCCAAGAAAGCAAAGUAGGCCCAAGAAUUCCCAAGGAGAUUAAAAAAAAAAACAAACAUGCACUGGGAUCUCCUGAUGCCUCCUCUCUAACUCAAUACAAUGGAAGAACAAAACAAUGUGUACUUCAAAUAAAAAGAAUACACUUUGA
Molecule: messenger RNA, 4923 nt
Organism: Syngnathoides biaculeatus (alligator pipefish)
Lineage: Eukaryota; Metazoa; Chordata; Actinopteri; Syngnathiformes; Syngnathidae
Gene: mapk8b
Product: mitogen-activated protein kinase 8b
Exons: 12
Coding region: 436-1698 (420 amino acids)
Biological process (GO): JNK cascade; protein phosphorylation
Cellular component (GO): nucleus; cytoplasm
Molecular function (GO): ATP binding; JUN kinase activity
Source: RefSeq, a predicted model, not a curated record